GAAGAGAGUAUAAAGAGGAUGUAACUGACUAGUCUCCUUAUAGCUCAGCGAGGCACGUGUUGUUUUAACAGGGAGUGUUAUAAAAGCUUUGGAUUUCAGGCUCACAGUUUUCUGAGUAAGAAGAGACAAUGGAUCUGGUUGUGGUCCUGGGGCUCUGUCUCUCCUGUUGGCUUCUCCUUUCACUCUGGAAACAGAGCUCCAGGAAAGGGAAGCUCCCACCUGGCCCCACUCCUCUCCCUAUUAUUGGAAAUAUCCUGCAGUUAGAUGUUAAGAACAUCAGCAAAUCCUUAACCAAUCUCUCAAAAGUCUAUGGCCCUGUGUUUACUCUGUAUAUUGGCAUGAAGCCCGCUGUGGUGUUGCAUGGAUAUGAAGCAGUGAAGGAAGCCCUGAUUGAUCUGGGGGAGGAGUUUUCUGGAAGAGGCAAUUCCCCAGGGUCUGAAAGAGCUAAUAAAGGACUUGGAAUCGUUUUCAGCAAUGGAAAGAUAUGGAGGGAGAUGCGGCGUUUCUCCCUCAUGACUCUGCGGAAUUUUGGGAUGGGGAAGAGGAGCAUUGAGGACCGAGUUCAAGAGGAAGCCCGCUGCCUUGUGGAGGAGUUGAGAAAAACCAAUGCUUCACCCUGUGAUCCCACUUUUAUCCUGGGCUGUGCUCCUUGCAAUGUGAUCUGCUCCAUCAUUUUCCAGAAUCGUUUUGAUUAUACAGAUCAGAAUUUUCUAAAUAUAAUGAAAAAAUUUGAUGAAAAUGUCAGGAUCGGUAGCUCUCCAUGGAUGCAGCUCUGCAAUCAUUUCCCUGUUCUCUUAGAUUAUUUCCCAGGGAGUCAUAACAAAUUGCUUAAAAAUAUUGCAUAUAUAAACAAUUAUGUUUUGGAGAAAACAAAGGAACACCAAGAAUCCCUGGACGUUAACAACCCUCGGGACUUUAUUGAUUGUUUCCUGAUCAAAAUGGAGCAGGAAAAAGAAAAUCAACAGUCAGAGUUUACUUUUGAAAACUUGACAAUCACUGUGUCUGACUUGUUUGGAGCUGGGACAGAGACAAUGAGCACCACCCUGAGAUAUGCUCUCCUCCUCCUACUGAAGCACCCAGAGGUCACAGCUAAAGUCCAGGAAGAGAUUGAUCGUGUGAUUGGCAGACACCGAAGCCCCUGCAUGCAGGACAGGAGCCACAUGCCCUAUAUGGAUGCCGUGAUACAUGAGGUCCAGAGAUACAUUGACCUCAUCCCCACCAACCUGCCCCAUGCAGUGACCCGUGACGUUAAAUUCAGAAACUACCUCAUCCCCAAGGGCACAAACAUAUUAAUAUCACUGACUUCUGUGUUGCAUGAUGAUAAAGAAUUCCCUAACCCAGAGGUGUUUGACCCUGGCCACUUCCUGGACAAGAGUGGCAACUUUAAGAAGAGUGACUAUUUCAUGGCUUUCUCAGCAGGAAAACGGAUUUGUGUGGGAGAGGGCCUGGCCCGCAUGGAGCUGUUUUUAUUCCUGACAACCAUUUUACAGAAAUUUAACUUGAAGUCUCUGGUUGACCCAAAAGACAUCGACGUCACCCCAGUUGUCAAUGGAUUUGCUUCUGUGCCACCCUUUUACAAGAUCUGUUUCAUUCCUGUGUGAUGAAGGGAGGACCAUCUGGCUGCAGCUGUGCCGUCAUCUGCAACUUCCUCUCCUCUGCGGGCAUCGUUCACCUCCUUUCCACUUCAUUCUCUUCCAAGGAAUGCCUUCUCUGACCUCUCCAUUCACAUCUCCCCAUUACCUCAAUAUCCAGUGAAUAUCCAACCUCCAUUAAAGAGAGUUUCCUGAGUUUCACUGCACAGAUUUAUCUGCUAUUCUCUAUACUCUGCUACUACUUUCCAUACUCAGAUCCUCAUCUGUAACUUGGAUGUGAUAAUUCUUGAAUAUAAGGUUCAGAUAAACUACACAAUGAGA
This is a messenger RNA of Equus quagga, 1913 nucleotides long. RefSeq names its product cytochrome P450 2C19-like. Gene Ontology annotation, biological process: xenobiotic metabolic process. Lineage: Eukaryota; Metazoa; Chordata; Mammalia; Perissodactyla; Equidae. The transcript has 9 exons. Gene Ontology annotation, molecular function: oxidoreductase activity, acting on paired donors, with incorporation or reduction of molecular oxygen, reduced flavin or flavoprotein as one donor, and incorporation of one atom of oxygen; iron ion binding; heme binding. Gene Ontology annotation, cellular component: cytoplasm; intracellular membrane-bounded organelle. Bases 129 to 1601 code for a protein of 490 amino acids. The record is from RefSeq and is a predicted model, not a curated record.